Molecule: messenger RNA, 1598 nt
Organism: Scaptodrosophila lebanonensis
Lineage: Eukaryota; Metazoa; Arthropoda; Insecta; Diptera; Drosophilidae
Gene: tan
Exons: 8
Coding region: 320-1522 (400 amino acids)
Source: RefSeq, a predicted model, not a curated record
GCAUAACUAAUUUUUUUUUCGAUAUUGAACGUGUGUUUGUUUUUUUUUUCGUAUAGUUUUGAUUUGUGCAAAUUAGCUUUUGUUUAUUGUUUUACGAGGUGGCAACCGGCUUGCUGUUGAUAAGACCUGACUGUGCCCGCCCGCCCGCACAUCAGAUAGUGCCGUGAACAUAAAAGCAAACAAUCUGAUUAAACAUAGAGCUAUCUGUCAAUCUGUUUGUAUGUCGUCUGUCUGUCUAUCUGUCUGAAAUAAACAAAUACAAUAUUAUCAAAAACGUUCCAACAAACCGAACCACAUUAUUCCGCCAGCAAUCGCAAUCAUGUCGUUGGGUUCCGGCAAAAUACUUCCGCGUCGCCAGGCCGUGCCCGUUCUCUACACCCGAGGCACCCACUAUGAGGUCGGCUUCGAUAUGGGUCGCACAUUUGGCUCCAUGAUUAAGAACUUUUUGGUUUUAUCGUCGCCGUUGAACGACAGCUAUUUACCGUUAUAUGGCACGCCCCAAGGCAAGCAAGUGUAUAACGAGACCUUGGAGUCGGUGAAGCGCUCCUUUCCGCAGUAUGUGCGCGAGCUGGAGGGCGUGGCAGAUGGGGCGGAGGUGGAGUUCCAUAAGCUCUUUCUUUUACAUCUGGACGAGAUUUUGCCGCAGGCCUUGAAACAUCAGUCCGGCAGCAAGGAGAAGACGGCUUGCAAGGUGACGAAUUGCAAAAAACAGCCAACCGGCUGUUCAUCAAUCAUUGUCAAUCAUGAGAAUUGUCGUCUGUUGGGCCACACUGAGGACGCACUCACGGAGACCCUCAAUCAUUACUAUUUCGUUGUCGCUCACAUCAUCAGCGACAAGCCGCAGGGGAAAUAUAAUGUUAAGGAGGAGCGCUUCAUGUCCCUCUGCUAUGCGGGCCAUCUGCCCGGCUAUACGAUGAGCUACAAUCAUCAUGGACUCGUCUUCAGCAUCAAUACGAUCAGUGCCGAGCAUUUGGUUAGCGGCAAGACACCACGACAUUUUGUGACGCGGGCAUUGCUCUCGGCUGAAAAUGUGGACGCUGCCUUCCGGGUGCUUAAGGAUUGUGGCGUGGGUGCGGCCGAUGCCUGUUCCAUAAACUUUACACUACUGUCGGAUCCCAAGCAAAUGUUUUACAAUGUGGAAAUGGCGCCCUCGGUCGAGGGGAAAGACGAGUCGCAGCUGAACAUCAAGGAAAUACCCAUCGGUGGUCACAAUUACCACACCAAUCAGUUUGAUCGGAUUGAGGCGGAACAGGCCAAUGCGGAUAUGGUUGAGUCGAGCGUUUCGCGAAUGAAGACGUUCAAUAACCACCACGAGCCGAAGGAUGCGAAGGAUGUGUGUGCCAUGCUGGGGGAUGUGAGCGGCGGAUAUCAUUGCGUUUAUCGGGAGAAUGGCCGUUGCGAUGAGUUGGUGAAGACAAUUUCCAUUGGAAUAUUCGAUUUGAACGCGAAAACGAUCUCGCUCUAUUCGGACAAUCCGCACUUGACGCAGGCACACUGCACAUUACCCUUAAUACUCAAGUAGUUCUUUACAUCAAAUCUAUAGAAAUUGUACUUAAAUUCGAACAAAUUCAAAAUAAAGUUUUAAUUUUGGAAUAAUA